AUGGCCGUGCUUCGCGCUUUCCUGGUGCUCCUCUGUACGCUACUCGUCGCCGUGCACCUGUCCACCGCGCUGUUGGGAGACGCGCACACGAGCGCGGAUGUGAAAGCGAUCCGCUCUCUCAUGGAUGACGGAGCAGAUUCGGUUUAUGCGAGGGCUGCUGGCGCUCUGGCGGCAGAUGACCUGCUCUCCCCGCUGCAGGGAGACGCGGAUGCUUACGUGGAAAUGGUGGAGGCUACGAGGAGGAGUCUGGAUGAGGAGCAGAAGAGGAGGGAUGAGGAGCAGAAGAGGAGGGAUGAGGAGCAGAAGAGGAGGGAUGAGGAGCAGAGGAGGAGGGAUGAGGAGCAGAGGAGGAGGGAUGAGGAGCAUAAGAAGAGGGAGGAAGAGAGGAUGAGGGAUGAGCAGCAGAAGAGGAUGGAUGAGGAGAAUAGGAGGAACAGUGAAGAUGAUAAGAGGAGGAAGGAGGAGGAUAAUAAGAGGAAGGAAAGGGAGAAGAAGACUAAGGAUGACGAGAACAAAAGGAGGGAGGAGGACAAGAGGAGGGAUCAGGAGCAGAAGAGGAGGGAUGAGGCGCAUAAGAGGGAGGACGAGGAGCAUAUGAAGAGGGAGGACCAGAGGAUGAGGGAUGAGCAGCAGAAGAGGAAGGAUGAGGAGAAUAGGAGGAACAGUGAGGAUAGUAAGAGGAGGAAGGAGGAGGAUAAUCAGAGGAAGGAAAGGGAGAAGAAGACGAUGGGUGACGAGAAUAAAAGGAGGGAGGAGGACAAGAGGAGGGAUCAGGAGCAAAAGAGGAGGGAUGAAGAGCAUAAGAAAGAGGAUGAGGAGCAUAAGAAGAGGGAGGACCAGAGGAUGAGGGAUGAGCAGCAUAGGAGGCAUUAG
Messenger RNA from Closterium sp. Naga37s-1, 873 nucleotides. NCBI's taxonomy places the organism in Eukaryota, Viridiplantae, Streptophyta, Zygnematophyceae, Desmidiales, Closteriaceae. The record is from the annotation of a GenBank genome assembly.